UUACUAAAAUUAUUUAAUUCACUUCUAAAUAUACACAAGUCUAGCACAAGUCACUACAUUGAAAUCUUUAACAAAUUAUAUUAUAUUCAAUUGUGCUACAAAUGAAAACAAGUGAUUGUCAAAAUUGUAAAUAAUGACCAAAAUUUUAAUAUUUCUGGUUGCAAUACAAGGAAUCCUUGGUGGGGUUAUAAUUCGCGAUGAAUAUAUUGAUAGAUUGAUUUUCAACUCUGAUAGUGUUGAAGAUACAGAAUCGAAUGAGGAUAAUGAAAGCUAUAACUUUUCCUACGAAAAUGGAAUGUGGACGUGUGGAAAUUGUGACGUCAUUGAUGAAACAAAAAUGAUAUACUCCGAUGCACUGGAUGUUGAUACUAACAUCACUGAAGGUCAAGGUGUCAACCUUGGGUUUCAGAUGGCGUUAGCAUUAGAUGAUAUGGAGUGUGUAGCAGUAACGGCAGCAGUUAGCAAUAUGGUGAGAAGAAUAUCUGGCAGUUGUGUAGGACCGACCAUUACCAUAGACGUGUAUCAAGCUAGGCGAGUCAAAGUCAAUGUUUAUGGAAAGUAAACACACAUACAUAGAACCCACGCCCGUAAUCCCUAAUGGGGUGACCAGUUAAGAAGGUAAGAAGAAGUGAAAUGUUGUAAUGCCACAAGUUAAAAAAAGUAAAUAUAGAAUAAAUA
Molecule: messenger RNA, 678 nt
Organism: Pectinophora gossypiella (pink bollworm)
Lineage: Eukaryota; Metazoa; Arthropoda; Insecta; Lepidoptera; Gelechiidae
Exons: 3
Coding region: 134-562 (142 amino acids)
Source: RefSeq, a predicted model, not a curated record